This is a messenger RNA of Trichosurus vulpecula (common brushtail), 1620 nucleotides long. It is a transcript of the gene OVOL2, whose product is annotated as ovo like zinc finger 2. Gene Ontology annotation, biological process: epidermal cell differentiation; regulation of transcription by RNA polymerase II. Lineage: Eukaryota; Metazoa; Chordata; Mammalia; Diprotodontia; Phalangeridae. Gene Ontology annotation, cellular component: nucleus. Bases 1 to 870 code for a protein of 289 amino acids. Gene Ontology annotation, molecular function: DNA-binding transcription factor activity, RNA polymerase II-specific; RNA polymerase II cis-regulatory region sequence-specific DNA binding. The transcript has 4 exons. The record is from RefSeq and is a predicted model, not a curated record.
AUGCCCAAAGUCUUCCUGGUAAAGAGAAGAAACCCAGUAGCUGCGAUCCGCAGUUGGGAUGAACUCCCGGACGAGGAAAGAGCCGACACCUACAUCCCAGUGAGCCUGGAUUGCAUGCUCCACUACAGCACCGAUGACUACCGCAGCGAGAGCAGCAGCAAUAGCAGCAGCGAGAGCGGCAGCGGCAGCAACGGGGACCCCGGGGGCGCCGACCUCUGCUGCUUGGGGAGCGGCAGUGGCGGCUCCGUGCAGGAGCCGGAGCCUAGGGACCAUCUCGCUCCCCAGUCGGGAGCCCCGGAGCCCAGGACCAACGAGGAGCCAGCGCUGCACCUGGCAGGAAAGCGCCCGACCGCCAGGUCUAAAAUCAAGUUCACAACAGGGACCUGUAAUGAAGCUACGGUGUAUAGCUGCGAGUUGUGUGGCAAAGGCUUCCGUCUCCAGCGGAUGCUCAACAGGCAUCUCAAAUGCCACAACCAGGUGAAAAGGCACCUGUGCACCUUCUGUGGCAAAGGCUUCAAUGAUACUUUCGACCUGAAAAGGCAUGUCCGGACUCACACAGGUAUUCGCCCCUACAAAUGUGAGAUCUGCAACAAAGCCUUCACCCAGCGCUGCUCUUUGGAGUCUCAUCUGAAGAAGAUCCACGGGGUCCAGCAGCAGUAUGCCUACAAACAACGUCGGGACAAGCUGUACGUCUGCGAGGACUGCGGCUACACGGGUCCUACGCAAGAGGACUUGUACCUACAUGUAAACAAUGCCCACCCAGGAAGUGCUUUCCUCAAAAAGACAUCAAAAAAACUGGCCGCCAUUUUACAGACGAAGCUAACUUCUGUUCUCCAGAGGAAUGCUAAACUAAAUGAGGAGGACAAAUGAGGAGAAAGAAGGAGAAAAAGAGAGGGACUAAUGUUAUGAAGUUUACAUGUUUGAUAAGUUCCUAUGCUGGUUUUGUUCCCCUCUCUUCCUAGAUUUUUUUUAAAUUAAGAAAAGUUCAGAGAUCUCUCUGUCCCUUCUGGUUCCUCAAGAUAGUGGCCUCAUUCGCCUUUGAUCCUUUAUGAUACUACCACUUGUAACGUUGGUGUCUAGUCUUGAAACUGAGAGAAAUUGAAGCAAGACUGGUUUUUUUUUUUUUAAACAGGGGCCGCUGUUGUGUUUUGUACAAUCGUUGUUAGGACUCUAUAAAAAAGGAUAAAGGUCUUCUUGAAGACAUUACCGUUUUUGUUCUACGAGAUCCUGGGUUGUUGGUACCUUGAAGGAAAGGUAUCCUCACUCAAAUGUUGUUAAGAUGAGAAUGGGAUUAUUUCCUUUCUAACCAAGUUUACAGAAAUUAUUUUAAUAAAUGAAAUGGCCCUAUGAACCUUUUUUUCUAAGAAGAGACCAACUAUAUUUUCAUGUCAGGCUUACGGUGUGAACUUUGAUUUCAGAUUAUGUUUUUGAUUGUUUUUGUGAUUGGUUGGGAAGAGAGUUCUUGUUUGUUUGCUUUUUUAAAUUGAGGCAGUUAAAAGCUGGAGCUAAAAAAUCAGAGCUAAAUGUGCAGCAUCCAAAAUGCAGAUCUUCAAGAUCCCCCACCUUCCCUUGGCAGUCCUGUGGGUUCCUUGUUGGCACACUGUCAAGGUGCUGCUGCAA